Molecule: messenger RNA, 448 nt
Organism: Thecamonas trahens ATCC 50062
Lineage: Eukaryota; Apusomonadida; Apusomonadidae
Product: NADH dehydrogenase 1 alpha subcomplex subunit 5
Exons: 2
Coding region: 25-381 (118 amino acids)
Biological process (GO): respiratory electron transport chain
Source: RefSeq, a predicted model, not a curated record
CCCCCAACACACCCACACACAUACAUGGCUGCGCGUGCACUCUCGACGGUUGUCAAGCGGACAACGGGCAUUGUUGGCCUGCCUGUGGCUCACAACGCCCAGAAGACCCUCACUGCCCUCUAUGCCCAGACCCUCGAGGCUCUCGAGGCUCUCCCAGAGACCGCCCAGUACCGCGUCAAUGUCGAGCAGAUGACCCGCACCCGCCUCGACGCUGUCAAGAAGGCCACCUCGGUCCAGGAGCUCGAGGAGAUGGUCAACGCUGGUCAGGUUGAGGAGCUCAUUGUGGCUGCCAAGAACGAGCUCAAGCUCAUCCCCAAGAUCGCAGCCGGCAAGCCGUGGGAGACGUCCAAGGCGUCCAAGCUGAACGUCGAGGUCAUCUAGGCAACGAGCCAGACGUAGUUCUCGCGCCUGCGUGAACCGAUAAUGAAAUACUUCCGAGCUGUGGAGA